AUGAUCAGUCCAGAGAAUUGUCGACAUGCUAAGUUACGUUUUGCCACGAUCAAUUCAGUGCUCUCUAAACACUUUCGCGAGCCCAGUGAUGAGAUCCUACUGUCCGACACCCUCGAUGGCCUCGCAAACACAGCUCUUUGUAAUAAGCAUGUGGAGUCCACCGAUGAAGCCCGCGAUCAGUGGUACAUGGAGUUGAAUGACGGCAAAAUUCUAUCCAAAAUGGAGGCAACCUAUGGAAACUUUUCUGAUGGGAAUCUUUCUGAUAAGGAAGAGAGGUCCGGUGAAGUGAAUGUUAGCGAGAGGAUUCCCGUUCCCGAUAUUCAGUCAUCAUCAUAUAAGUGGGUGCUCUGUACGCCGGACAUACACGAUUCGAAGGUCGCCGAGAACAUCACCCGGCUAUUGGAGAGCAAACUCGAAGGCUUGAAUUCACAGUGUGGGUGGAUCUAUAUUUUCUCUACCGACGCCGAUGGAAUGUUCAAGAUUGGCUUCUCCUCGCGUCCUCCCAGUCUGCAUCGUUUUGCAGCUCAUAUGACCUGCUAUAAGCAAUUCAUCGAGGUCAUGACUGUAUUGAUACCCUAUGCUCGUCUGUUGGAACAGUUAGUCCUGACUGAGCUUGCAGGUCGGCAUUGCAGGCUAGCAGAGAAAUGUGUAUGCGGGAAACUUCACAAGGGGUGGCUUAUGAUCGACCAAGAAACACUUCUGCAGACUGUGAAAAAGUGGGUUGAGUUCAUUGAAUGCUUUCCAUACAGUGCCCAAGGAAUUCUGAAGGAAGGCUUGGUAUUACCCUCUCCUGCUUUGAACUCCCAAGAUAGCAACUAUAAAGACUUGACUCCCCAGAAGUCUUCCCCGGAAGUCUGA
This is a messenger RNA of Penicillium atrosanguineum, 858 nucleotides long. Its product is annotated as GIY-YIG nuclease family protein. The transcript has a single exon. NCBI's taxonomy places the organism in Eukaryota, Fungi, Ascomycota, Eurotiomycetes, Eurotiales, Aspergillaceae. The record is from RefSeq and is a predicted model, not a curated record. The coding region runs from base 1 to 858 and encodes 285 amino acids.